UCGACCUGACUCCAGAGCGUUUCACUUUGACCUUCCUCGCUGUCUCACCUCCUGACUCCCCUCCUACUUCUCUUCCCCGACUCGACUGACUAUGUCGGCUACUCCCACAGUGCAGGUCCCGCUCAGUCAAGGAGCGGGCUACGGUGUCAUUAUCGGUCUCGGAGCCCUCUUUGCCCUCGCCGUAGUGGGCAUCUCUCAAGCUCUUCGGAGAUACUCUGGCGUCGUUCAGUCUGCAAGCGAGUAUGCUGUAGCGUCGCGCAGCCUGUCCACCGGUCUGACAGCGGCUGGAGCGGUGUCUGCUUGGUGCUGGUCGGUAACGCUGCUGUCCUCGGUAUCGACUGCGUACAAUUAUGGACUUGCUGGUGCUCUGAUCUACGGAGCGGGGAACAUGUCGCAGAUUACCCUCUUCUCGCUCAUUGCAAUCCAGAUGAAGCGCAAAGCACCCACUUUGCAUACUCACCUCGAGCUGAUCCAUGUCAGGUACGGGGCUGCGAGUCAUCUGACUGUGCUCUUCUUCGCUGUAGCCACCAACAUCUUGGUGGUGAGCUCAGUAGCAGUAGGAGCAGCUGCAGCCAUCAACUCCAUAACAGGAGUGUCCAUUUAUGCGGCCUUGUGGCUGCUCCCAGCGGUAGUCAUGGCUUACACCCUCACUGGAGGUCUGAGGUCCACCAUCCUCGCCGAUUAUCUGCACACCAUCGUCAUCUUCAUUAUCCUCUUUGUAUUCUGGUUCACCACCUAUGCCACAAGCGAUAAGGUCGGCUCUCCUGGAAGGAUGUACGAUCUGCUCCAACAAGCUGCGACUAGUAAUCCGAGUCCGAAUUAUGAGGGUAGCUGGACAACAAUGAAGAGUCUGGGGGCCAUCAAGUUCGGCUGGCUGUCUUUUCUCGAGUAUACUGGCGUGGUAUUCAUGGAUGCCUCUUUUCAUCAGAAGGGUAUCGCAGCGAGUCCCUCGGCGACAGUGCCAGGCUACAUUCUUGGCUCGCUCUCCUGGUUCUCCAUUCCUUGGUGUCUUGCGACUACUGCGGGCCUCGUGGCUCUCGCUCUCGAGACCACCUCCCCUUCUUUCCCCACCUAUCCGAAUAAGAUGACUGCGGACCAGGUCUCAUCGGGACUUGUGCUUCCUUAUGCUGCACAGGCCAUCCUGGGCAAGGGAGGAUCGGCUGGUGUGCUCCUCCUGAUGUUCAUGUCCUCGACAUCGGCCAUCUCGGCCCAGCUCAUGGCAGUCGCGUCCAUCUCGGGCUACGACAUCUUCAAAACGUACUUCAAGCGCUCAGCUACUGCCGAUGAGAUUCUGAGGGUGCAGCAGAUCAGCGUCAUCGCCUUCACGAUUUUCAUGGCCGCCUUUGGCAGCAUGCUACACGGUGUAGGAGUCGAUGUGGGCUUCCUGUACAAUAUCACAGGUGUCUGGUCCACUGCCGCUCUCAGCCAGAUCUGCUUCAUCUUCUUUUCUUCACGUCUCCCGAGGUGGUGUCUCUUCCCCGGUGUCUGGAUCAGCUUUGGUGCAGGCCUUGCAGUCUGGCUGUCACUCGCCUCCCGACUGGUAGAGGGACCCCUCUCCCUGACGGCUUUGAGCGACACGGACGUCUGCCUGUACACCUUCGCCACUGCCAUCGGGACCGGCCUGCUCCUCUGCACCCUCGGCUCCCUUUUCACCCCGCAGCACUUCGACUGGGACUCUAUCUGGACCUCUCCUCACUUGUCCGCCGCGGACGCGCAAGAGGUGGACAAGAUCAAGAAUGACGAGCACUUUGCGCGUCCUUACCUAAACAAGUGGCUCAACGUCUCGGUGAUUGCAUCUGUCAUCAUCUUCUCAGUCUUCAUGCUGAUCUGGCCGCUGAGCUUGUACAGGGAGUACAUCUUCACAAGAUCCUUCUUCGAAGGCUGGGUCGGAGUGUCUCUCGCAUGGGCAAUAGUGGCUUUCACCAUCGUAGGGCUGUAUCCGCUCUGGGAAGGGAGGAAGAUCAUCAAGACUGUAGUGGUGGCACAUUGGGUUGCGGUCAGAGGCACAAAGGAAGAAGCGCCGGGCCCAUCGCCUUUGACGACCAGCUCGGACUCGACGGCUUCGCAGGUGUCUACUUCGGACGAGAAGUUCCCUUUGCCUCACGAUAGUCCCGUCGAACAGGGCCAAGAGCUUGUGGGAGCAAGCGCGACCGCAGAGUCAGGGUCGUCGCCGUAGAGGUUUCUAUACACGAGAUACCGACCUGGGUCCUUGAGCUCCAAGCAGUGCAAGUGUUCACAGCUGCGUCGUUUGAGUGCAUGAGCUUUGGCG
This is a messenger RNA of Microstroma glucosiphilum, 2269 nucleotides long. Its product is annotated as putative DUR3-urea permease. The transcript has 2 exons. Bases 92 to 2176 code for a protein of 694 amino acids. Gene Ontology annotation, molecular function: putrescine transmembrane transporter activity; spermidine transmembrane transporter activity; urea transmembrane transporter activity. Gene Ontology annotation, biological process: spermidine transport; urea transmembrane transport; putrescine transport. Lineage: Eukaryota; Fungi; Basidiomycota; Exobasidiomycetes; Microstromatales; Microstromataceae. Gene Ontology annotation, cellular component: plasma membrane. The record is from RefSeq and is a predicted model, not a curated record.